Molecule: messenger RNA, 795 nt
Organism: Amoebophrya sp. A120
Lineage: Eukaryota; Dinophyceae; Syndiniales; Amoebophryaceae
Source: the annotation of a GenBank genome assembly
UGGGACUCUCCUGUUAGACCAAAGCCCGCCGCCGCGCCUAGCGUUCGCAGAACAGAAGGCGCCGCGAGUGCCUCCGUGGGGUGCUUGUGCGGCGCUGCCGCGCUUCGCUGCCUCCUGCCCAGUGUGGCGGCCGAAGGCGGCAGGAAUCUCCGCCCGGAUCUCAUCGGCCGACCCGGCCAGACGGCGCGCCCGCUACAUUGGGGGGCGACGACGGUGGGCGGUGGCGCCGCCCUUUCGGCCUCGAUGGAUCGCUUUUGACGCGCGGAAGUUCUGCGCCUGGUUCUCUUCGCGGUUUUCUUCCGGUUCCUGCCCGGCUCCUGGUUCGCCGGGAUUUCCGCAGCCGCAGCGCAGUGCGCGCUCAUGCAGAACGCCGAAGCGUUGUCGAUUGAUUGCGGGACUCGCUCCGUGGCUUGGCUAUUUUGGAACAGGGGCCCAGGCGGGGCUGUGUGUGCUCGCAAAAUAUGCAAAAGGGGCGGCGGGCGGCGCGACUACUUUUGCUGGCGCGCGGGGGCGAAGCCCGGGCCCGCGUGUCGUUUUUGGCCCGCCGGCUCCCCGGCCUCGGGCGGCGCGGAGCGGAUCUCCGCUACUUUGCCGCCUACGCGGGCAGCGGAGACAAACAGGGUGGCGAGGGGGCCGCAGACCUCUUGAGGCGCCUCGCCGGUUCGUUGGUUGGGCCCCCAGCAAGCACGCAGGCCCGCGCGCCAUCGGCGCAUCAUCACCGCCGGGGGGCCGACGCCGGGAAGGGCGGGGCCGACUCGUAUCCGGCCUUUUCCCCGGAUGGGGGGCGCUCUGCCG